CCGCGGUCGGGGGCGUUGUGGCGGCCGUCGGGUCUGCUGGAAAGGCGCCCGCGGGACGGGACGGCGAUGGGGAUGGCCAAGCUGCGAGUGCUGUGCGCCGCCGUGGCUCUGCUGUGCGCGGCCCCGCCGGGGCAGCCCGGCGCCGUGCUGCCCGCGGGCGAGGGCGACGCGUACGGGGUGAAGCUGUGCGGCCGCGAGUUCAUCCGCGCCGUCAUCUUCACCUGCGGCGGGUCCCGCUGGAAGCGGCUCUCCCUGCUGGCCGUGGAGCCGGCGCCCGCGGCCGAUUCUGCACAAACAGCAAGUAACAAACUACUGGGAAGCUUCAACCUGCAAUCAGUUUUGGAUCCUGAAGUGGAGCAGCUGCAGAGAAACAGCCCAUUUCUUGGGUGGGAGGCGUUUAAGGACUUGUAUAGUUUAAAUUACUAUAAUGAAUAUGUACCCGUGGCAGGCGACUUAAAAAAAGUUGUUCACCAAGUAGAGGAAGCUACUCAGAAGGACAGUGGGGGAACGGGAAAUGCAAAUCCCAUGGAAUCAAGCAGUUACCUUUGGACCAAGUAUCCCAGAAGAAAACGGGAGUCUCUGGGUUUGGCAGGAAUGUGUUGCAAAUGGGGCUGUACAAAAGCUGAAAUUAGUACUAUAUGCAGAGUUUAAAAUCCCCUCUACACUUAUGCAUGAAACCAGUUUUUGUUGCAGUACUAUUUGAUUAAUUAGUUCAUGGAAGAAAACUCUUGCUGUAUUUUAUCUUGUCUAUAUGUGCCAGACAAUAAAGCUAGUUUUCUUUAAAAAAAACCAAAAACAACAAAACAAACAAAACAUAAAUGUAAUUGCAAUGAGCUUGUUUCGCUGCAGUAACUUCUAAUCUAUAUUUUUUACUAUGUCUUUUCAUUUUAAUGUUGAGCCUUUACACUUAUAUUACAAAUGUAUUAUAUCUUUGUAACACUUCAAGAACUUCAAUAUUUCAUUAAAAUGUAAUUAUACUAAGUGUUGCCGAAUUAUUCUUCCUCUGUCAAAAGACUGAGUAUAGAAUCAUAGAAUGGCUUGUGUUGGAAGGGACCUUAAAGAUCACCUAGUUCCAUCCCCCCUGACAUAAGCAGGGAUGGGACACCUUCCCUGUUCAGAGUUAGUCAGCCUUGGCCUUUAACACUUCCAGGGACGGGGCACCCACAGCUUCUCUGGGCAAUCCAUUCCAGUGUCUCACCAACCUCACAAGGAACAAUUUCUUCCACAGUAUCUAUCUUAAUUCUCCUUUCUUCAGUUUGAACCCCUUACUUCUACUGCUACUAAGUUUCUAAUGAGGAGUCCCUUCCAGCUUCCUUUUAGCAUCCAACAAUAUUAAAAAGGGAUUCAUGGUUCAAAACUGUACAGAAAGAAUAUCUUGCCAAUUGAAACCCCACUUGACACUGACUCAGCUCACUGAUUAUUUUGACCGCAUGUUUUCCAUUUCCUUGUAUUUGCAGAAUUGUUUUUAUGCAGUGUUAUCUUUGUAUAAAAUUUACUGCAACACAA
Molecule: messenger RNA, 1506 nt
Organism: Catharus ustulatus (Swainson's thrush)
Lineage: Eukaryota; Metazoa; Chordata; Aves; Passeriformes; Turdidae
Product: relaxin-3-like
Exons: 2
Coding region: 67-651 (194 amino acids)
Cellular component (GO): extracellular region
Molecular function (GO): hormone activity
Source: RefSeq, a predicted model, not a curated record